Messenger RNA from Octodon degus (degu), 1650 nucleotides. RefSeq names its product dihydrouridine synthase 1 like (gene Dus1l). NCBI's taxonomy places the organism in Eukaryota, Metazoa, Chordata, Mammalia, Rodentia, Octodontidae. Gene Ontology annotation, molecular function: flavin adenine dinucleotide binding; tRNA dihydrouridine synthase activity. Gene Ontology annotation, biological process: tRNA processing. The transcript is spliced from 13 exons. The coding region runs from base 22 to 1449 and encodes 475 amino acids. The record is from RefSeq and is a predicted model, not a curated record.
CCCUCCCUCAUUGUGGAGACCAUGCCCAAGCUGCAGGGCUUCGAGUUCUGGAGCCGCACCCUGAGAGGCGCCCGCCACGUGGUGGCGCCUAUGGUGGACCAGAGCGAGCUGGCCUGGAGGCUCCUGAGCCGCCGCCACGGGGCACAGCUCUGCUACACCCCCAUGCUGCAUGCCCAGGUCUUCGUGCGUGAUGCCAACUACCGGAAGGAGAACCUGUAUUGUGAUGUGUGCCCUGAGGACCGGCCUCUCAUCGUGCAGUUUUGUGCCAAUGACCCAGACGUGUUUGUCCAGGCGGCUCUCCUAGCUCAGGAUUACUGUGAUGCCAUUGACCUGAACUUGGGCUGCCCACAGAUGAUAGCCAAGAGGGGUCACUAUGGUGCCUUCCUGCAGGAGGAGUGGGACCUGCUCCAAAGAAUGAUUCAGCUGGCCCAUGAGAAACUCUCUGUUCCUGUCACGUGCAAAAUCCGUGUCUUCCCUGAGAUUGACAAGACUGUGAGGUACGCCCAGAUGCUGGAGAAGGCCGGUUGCCAGCUACUGACUGUGCAUGGGCGUACCAAGGAGCAGAAGGGGCCGCUGUCAGGAGCAGCAUCUUGGGAGCACAUUAAGGCUGUGCGGAAGGCUGUGGCCAUCCCAGUGUUUGCCAAUGGGAAUAUCCGGAGCCUGCAGGAUGUGGAACGGUGCAUCCAAGACACAGGUGUACAAGGUGUCAUGAGUGCAGAAGGCAACCUGCAUAACCCUGCCCUGUUUGAGGGCCGGAGUCCUGCAGUGUGGGAGCUGGCAGAGGAGUAUCUGGACAUUGUGCAGCUGCAUCCAUGCCCACUGUCCUGUGUCCGUGCCCACCUCUUCAAGCUGUGGCACCACACGCUGCAGGUGCACCAGCAACUUCGAGAUGAACUCGCCAAAGUGAAGACCCUGGAAGCUAUUGCUGCUGUGAGCCAUGCACUGAAGCUUCGGUGUCAGGAGGACAUGUCUAGGCAGGAGGAGGGAGCACAGCCAGCAGGCGACUUGCCUUUCUUCCACUGGAUCUGCCAGCCCUAUGUCCGGCCAGGACCAAGGGAGGGGAGCAAAGAGAACAGUGGUAGCCGCAGCAAGCGAGCCUUGGAGGAAGAGGAGGGCAACACAGAUGGCCUUUCCAAAAACAAGCAGAAGAAGCAGCUGAGGAACCCCCACAAGACCUUUGACCCCUCUCUGAAACCAAAAUACGCAAAGUGUGACCAGUGUGGGAACCCAAAGGGCAACAGGUGUGUGUUCAACCUGUGCCGUGGCUGCUGCAAGAAACGAGCCUUCAAGGAGACAGCAGACUGCCCAGGUCACGGAUUGCUUUUUAAAACCAAACUGGAAAAAUCUCUGGCCUGGAAGGGAACCCAGCCUGUGCGGCCGGAGCCUUCGCAGGUGGGGUCUGGAGCACCAGGUACCUUGUCUGAAGUCAUAGGCAGUGCCCUGACCUGAGGGGCCCACAGGAGCUGCCCAUACCCCAGGACUGUGCUGAAGUUUGGAUACUUCACACUAAGAACAAGCCUUUACUCAGGGAACCUCCUGCUAUUGGACAGAAGAGGUGAUGUCCUCCCUGGCCUACGCUGGGGGCUCAAGCUGGACCUGCCCUGUCCUCACAGCUUGUGCUCUCAAAACAUAAUAAACCAUUAAAAGGUG